This is a messenger RNA of Episyrphus balteatus (marmalade hoverfly), 473 nucleotides long. RefSeq names its product acyl-CoA-binding protein homolog. Lineage: Eukaryota; Metazoa; Arthropoda; Insecta; Diptera; Syrphidae. The coding region runs from base 125 to 376 and encodes 83 amino acids. Gene Ontology annotation, molecular function: long-chain fatty acyl-CoA binding. The record is from RefSeq and is a predicted model, not a curated record. Gene Ontology annotation, biological process: fatty acid metabolic process. The transcript is spliced from 3 exons.
AUAAUUUCUAAUCAAACUUAAGAUAAUCUUUUUUGCUAUAUAACCAAGUGCAAUAGUUGCAAAUUUUAUUCUUAUCAUUUCCGCUAGUGUUGCAGGCUGGUUCAUUACAUUCAAAGAAAAAACUAUGGAUUUCGGAACAGCAUGUGAAAAGGCUAAAGCCUUCACUAAGAAACCAAGUGAUGAAAUCUUCUUGGAAUUCUACGGACUUUACAAACAAUCCACUGCUGGGGACUGUAAUAUUGCAAAACCAGGUGGUAUUGAUUUGAAAGGCAAGGCCAAAUGGGAUGCAUGGAAUAGUCGCAAGGGAAUGUCUACAGAUGCAGCUAAAGCAGCUUAUAUUCAGUGUUAUCAGAAAUAUGCACCAACAUAUGCUUAAAUAGGUUAAAUGCUCGUAAAUUAGUACAUAAAUUGGAUUAAAAGUUGGAAUUCAAUUUGAAAAUUUAAAUACAUUUGAUUUGUUGUGACUCUUUGAA